AUGCCUCCAAAACGAAACGUCGAAGACGAACGUGAGGACGCUCCACGGCGAUCCAACUUGCCAGAGACGACUCGGUCCUCGCAGCGGGGGGCGCCAAACUCCCACAUUGAGAUAUUGAGAGUGAGAGUCAGCCCAGCAUCUGCUGAGAGCGAUGUUAUACCAACAGUUGAAGAAGAAUAUGUUUUUCCCAAUAUCAACCGUGAAAUGCUCGAACAUCCAAGAUUCGAUGUUGAGAAUAUUGGUGGGAAUAAGAACAAUGGCAUGCAUGUGGUGGGUACCGACGAAACGUUCACUGAUACGCUUGUGGACGGUCUACUGCGCAUCGUUGAGCUGGAUGGCUGGCCAUUAAGGAUCAGGAAUUAUCCCUUAUGCAGAUUAUACAUUGCCGAUUCGCCCCGUGUAUCGUCGGAUCCUGAAUUUGUAGAUAAACAUUUGCAAAACGUCAGACCAACCACUGGAUUCGGAGAAUCCCAGAUCAGUGUCGCUUGCGCAAUGAGAAUAUACGCCGACAUUCCUGCCGCGUAUUGGAGAGAACUUGAAGAUGGUGUGCCGCAAAAUCUGUCUGUUGAGGUUCAAAGGUGGCCGCGUGAGAAUACUUUGUCGUCCGGUUUCGAUCUCGCUCAACCGGCCGGAAGACAGGCUGUGUUGAAAGCUUUAGUCCAAAUUCGGGAAUCACUUUUAAACGACGAUGACUGA
Molecule: messenger RNA, 696 nt
Organism: Paraglomus occultum
Lineage: Eukaryota; Fungi; Glomeromycota; Glomeromycetes; Paraglomerales; Paraglomeraceae
Source: the annotation of a GenBank genome assembly